AGCAGGCUACGACAUCACCGGGCAACAGAUUGUGACUGCGUGGCCUUCACUGCUCCUAUUGGGGCGCUAGCAGAGCCUGGCUCAGUCUGGCUCGUUCCUGGCUUCCUGCUGAGCAGCUCUGUGCGGUUUGGAAGGCGAGCAAGAAUUUGGCUGUGCUGGACCGUGCCUGUGGCUGCUUCCGGCAGUUCCCAGUGCCCGUCCUCACAGCACUGCUUCUGUUUCCCUGGCCCUGCCCAGUGCAGGCAGCCAGGGCCCCGCAGGACGUACCCGCGGCAGCGGAGUGCGUGACACCAGUGCUGCGGCAACCGUGAAGGAGGGCAGUUUGUCACCCAACGCUCUCCUCACCUGCAGCAGCCAGAAGACCAUGGCCGCAGCAGAGGCAUGGACGUGUCCUGUCUGCCGUGAGGCACGACGGGACGUGGCGUAUGCAACACCGUGCAACCAUCAGUUCUGCCUCGGCUGCAUCCAGCGGUGGGCCAUGCUGAAAACCAGCUGCCCGCUCUGCAGGACAGCCAUGAGGACCAUCAAGGUCUCCGUGUGGGGAGAUGAACAUCACGUCGAGUGCGUCGUCUCCCCACCCGCAGUGCCGCUCCCUGCCCAAUUCCACCACGGCAGCACCACCCGCCCCAGCGGCACUGCGGCACACGCUCCAUCCUCUGGGCCGCUGCCGCCACAGCAGAGGGCUGCAGGGCCACAGAGGAGCGUGAGAGUGGGCGGCCUCCUGCCGCAGGAGUGGGCGGCAGCGUUCAGGGAGCGACGCCACAUCCUCGACCCCGUGCUGCCCGGCCUGCACCAGAAGCUCUCCGCCAUCCAUGGGAUCCCGUGGUGGCAGGUCAGGUCCACCGAGAGCCUGUUCCUGUGCUGCCUGUGUCAGCUGGGGCUGGACAGGGAUGCCAUGGCCCGGUGCAUAGAGCCCAGCGUGGGACCCAUCGCCACGCCAAUCAUCAACUGGCUCACUGACACCAUCGUCAGCCUCUGUGGCCGGGAGGUGCGCAGGAUGUGGGGCCUCGAGGACGAGAGCACUGCCGGGGGGCAGGAGGACAGCCCCACGGCUUCCUCCCCACAGACAACCCUCGCCCCCAGCAGCUCUGAGGGUCCCAGUGCCGAGGAGAUCCCCGGCACAUCCAGCAGAGCCCUUCACGGGGGUGCCGCUCAGCUCCCCGCCGCCCCCAGCCCCAGGGAGCAGCAGCAGCCCCGUGACGAGCAGGGGCAGGAGGCAGCAGGGCCCAGUGCCCAGCGCUGCAGCUGCUCAGCUCCAGGCCGGGGCAGGAAGCGCUCUGCUGGGGGGCCCCGGCGCCCCACGAAGAGGAGGGCCAGCAGCACCCAACGUGCUCCCCAGCCCUGCAAGAGGCCGCCCCCACGGCGCCUCUAGCGGGGCUUACGCUCCCUUUUAAAAUAACAAAUAUAUACAUUUCAAAAAAAGAAUACGCCACUGAGAAAGUCUCGUUCUUAACCAAAACACAGCUGCUACUGCCACGUGCACACUGCUGCUCCCUGGAGGUAUUCAAAAGAGUGUCCACGGGGCACUCAGGGACACGCUUUUGCGUGUGGCCAUCCAACCUUUGGCGUGCCUGGGACACGCUGAGGGAAGAGCUUUUGUCUCAGGCCACAUAUCAAAUAUACAACACAGUUAACCGAUACAACUAACAAAACAGCUCUUCUUAAGUACAUUUACUAGGAAUAUUUUUCUAAAGAGCGCCACCAAAGCAUAAAACUGAAAAUGGAGUCACAGCUAUACGCACACCUGUUUCACACAAUGCCACUGCAGGUUGGGUGUUCCCUCCGAGCGCUGGAUAAGCUCAUGCCUCUAGAACAGCUCAUAUCAUGCGUGGUACUGAUUAUCAUGGCAAAGGAACCACAGGUUGCCUGCUUCACACCAAAAGGGAUAAUCAAAGCAUGAGAUUGCUGUAAAUUGUUCCCAAUGUAAUCCACGAGGAGUUCAAUUCAUUUCGUAUUGAGCUAAAAACAAACAAACAAACAAGCAAACAAUUCUGUUUAUCUACUCAACCAAAGUGAGAAAAAAAGGAAGUAGGAAAGGAGCUUGGUUGAUGCUCUUCACAUCUAGAGCACCAGAUCUGCUCCUAAGGAGAAGCACUCAUCUAACAUCCCAAGUUGUCUAAGAUGGCGGACUGGCACUCUGCUGAGUAGCACUGCAGUCACACCACAGGUACCUACAGCAACCUCCUUUAAACAGAAGAAGGCGGCCCAUGCCCCCAUUCUCUGGGAACGAUGGGGAAUGACUUUUUACAUGAGCUGACAGCAACAGGACAAGGCGGAAUGGUUUUAACCUGAAGGAGGGGUGACUCAGAUUAGAGGUCACGAGCGAGGAAAUCCUUUACCAAGACGGAGGUCAGGCCCUGGCACAGCUGCCCAGAGAAGCUGUGGCUGCCCCACCCCUGGACGUGCUCAGGGCCAGGAUGCACAGGGCCCUGGGCAGCCUGAGCUGCUGGGUGGCAGCCCUGCCCACGGCACGGGGUUGGGGCUGGGUGGGCUUUCAGAUCCCUUCCAACCCAAACCGUCCUACGAUACGACCAGAUUCUACGAUAUCUACUUCUGCCCGUGCAGCAGAUCAGGCUACCAUGUGCUGCCCCUAUACAAGAAAGCGACAAUAGUCCAGAUCCACCAUUACAUUUCACCACAGCAGUUUCCGUGGCACAGAAAGGCUGCCUUCCUCCCGCAAUGGCUGCGCUCCUGAAGAGCAGGGGAGCAGCAGCACGGGCAGGACAAGGCUCCGGUCAGCAGCCACCAAGGGAGUGCUGAGCCUGCAAGCUACAGCUCUCACAGCAUCGGAUGACAGAGCUUCCCUUUCUAAAAGGAAGCCUUCACGUUUCACUACGAAAAUCAGGAUUUUUACCUAACGCUUAUGAGGAACGAAACAAAACGGUGAGGAACGCUACCAAACCCGCCCUUCGCUCCUAACACAUACAGAAGACCCUUUGCCAAGACCAGUCACUAAGAACUCAAGAUACACGAUGAGAUCUCAGUACCUGGUGGCCCCAGUCCCACAUGAUGCUCAUUUCUCCACUUGCACGCACAUACACGUCUUGGGCCUUGCAAGGGAGUGAUUAUGCAAGGGAGCGAAGGAAAUCUAUGGCAGAACGAGCGUAAGCCAACCAAAGUCAGACAACUCAGAGAAUUCGGUAAAACAAGGACCACUCUCCCCUUUCAUAAUGCCUCCAGAAGCACAAGCAGCUUGCCUGGCUCUGGAGACGACCUUUCGGAGAAAAUAUUAAAAAAACAUACCGCCUCCAAAUCUCAUUACAAGACCUCAUCUUUCUCCGUGCACUAAAUUAGGAUUUGGUAGUGCAAUACCGCUCACAUCUGGUUGACAAGUUUCUACCAUACUUCACAGUCUGGCUUGCCUGGGACAUACAGAGCAAAGAGGAAUUGCCACAGGCCGCAUAUAAAAUAAAGAAUACACUUCACGUAUGUAGGAAACAGGACUUGCUUUUCAUGCUUAUUUUUUAUUAAGACAUUUGAGCGUUUCACUCAUGAAAAACAUCACUAAAAGUCACACAAGGACAUCAAAAGUUAGUAGCCAAGCGGGGCCACGUUACACGCCGUCCAGGCCAUGGGUUGACGCAUCUGCUUUAGCGGUAGGCCUGGCAGAGUUCAGUUAAUAGCUGGACUUGAGGAGGAGGUCUUAGAGGUCUUUUCCAACC
This is a messenger RNA of Gallus gallus (chicken), 3662 nucleotides long. RefSeq lists its product as uncharacterized. Bases 365 to 1372 code for a protein of 335 amino acids. The record is from RefSeq and is a predicted model, not a curated record. The transcript is spliced from 2 exons. Gene Ontology annotation, molecular function: ubiquitin protein ligase activity. Gene Ontology annotation, biological process: protein monoubiquitination; protein polyubiquitination. NCBI's taxonomy places the organism in Eukaryota, Metazoa, Chordata, Aves, Galliformes, Phasianidae.